Messenger RNA from Ceraceosorus bombacis, 3305 nucleotides. The record is from the annotation of a GenBank genome assembly. NCBI's taxonomy places the organism in Eukaryota, Fungi, Basidiomycota, Exobasidiomycetes, Ceraceosorales, Ceraceosoraceae.
UGUCCACAAGGAUUUGUCCUCCACGACAGUACAAAGUUUCUCUAGAAGGACGUCGAGAGACGAUUUCAGUGCCUUACGUUGGUUGCUGCGACGAGAGAUGGAGAAUAGUGGCGCUAACGGCGACAAACCAUCUGCACUUGGUAAGGCAGGCCUAGCCAAUCUUCAAGGACUAGAGAGCGCCGGCGCCAAAUUUCAGAUCAAAAGGAUAGCUGUGUGGGCGGUGCAAGGAGAGCAGCGCGAAGAGGCCCUUCUCUGUAGGAGGAAGUGUCGAAGAAGAGGCCUUGCAAGCAAGGGGACGAUGGCUCAGCGUAUCACUGUAGGCUGUCGGUCCAGUGGAAGGGGUCGGGCGUGGUGAGUAUAGAGCACUCCAAGCCCCGCUCCUUUCACCAUGAACAGAGCUCGAGAGACGUCAGCGCAGAGGUGAGAGGUGGUCGCCACGCCUUCCACAAUCAACUCACAUUCGCCGCAUUCGAUCAACGUCGAAGGGUACAGAGCAGGUGCCCAUCGCGGUCAACGGCCCGAGCGAGCUGUGACGUGGACGCUCAGGACCGGCGCGAUGAAGGGAGAUAGGAAAAAAUGUCGCAGGACAACUUAGGAACAAAACGCCGAGCCGAAUCCUCCGUUCAAACUGAAACGUCGACCGGAUCCUGCAAAAGUAGGCGCAAGAGAGUCAAAGUCCCCGCUCGCGCAUGACGGUAAGGAGGUUGUGGCAAGCGCUGGCCUUUGGCCGUCCACAGUACCAUGACUCUUUAUUAGCUGCUGUGUUCAGCAACCACACAUGCGAACCCCCGGGAAGCGGUGGCAAAUGUCCGAGCUUCAAGCGGCACAGCCGACUCCAACCAUCGCUUGAUGAAGAACUCGGCUAUGGUCACACACCUUGCACCCUGAGGUUCCAUGCGGCAAGUUGGCAGUGGUUCACAUUCAGAUUGAACGACGGAUUCUGAAAUUGAAGUCCAGAAGAGUGCAGAAGAGUCAAGCUAAGCGAGGUCUUUACAGCUUGAUGAAACCGAUCGCAUGCCCCAAUAUCCGAGGCGCGGCUCCAGAUGCAAUCAAGAUUUGACUAGCUCCGCGCAUUUCAUUUUUAUUUCACGUAGCCGCGCUGCGCUCCCUCGCUUAGAUUUUGCCGCGUCAGGCGCCUGCAUCCGCAGGACAGCAGGGACGACACAUAACCACCGAGCCAGAGUUAGCACCAUCGGGGACUCUGCGCAUCAGAGCACUUUCAAUGAGGGGCUGUGAUAGCCUUUCGAGGCUGUCACGCUGUGCUGCUGCGAGGCAUUCAAGACGUGCAGAAUGGGUCGUCCAGCAGGUGGUGUGAUGAAGGGCCCGAGCGUCUUAUCUCCUACCUCUCAGUCAGGCCCUACAGUUGCCUGGCCAUUUGUGGGCUCCACGAUUCGCUCGCGAGCGGCGCGAUCGAAGUUUCAGGGUGGCUAGCUCUCAUACGGUCCGACCAUCUUUGCAUGUAUGCACACAAUGCUCGCUUAGCUGCCUUCGAGAAGCAGGCUCGGAGAAUGAAUGGCAUUCGGCACCUCGAGCAGCCCGUCUUUGAGCCCAACUGGGGGAAGACAUCAGCCAAAACCCAGCAGAGGAGCGCCACGGCGCGGCUCCAUGGGCCCUACCGAACGCUCGUAUUUCGCUGAUUCGUCAUCGUCCCCUCUGACGACAUACAACCUACAGCGGGGGCGUGCAACUCGCUCUUUUUUGCCGCAUUGGAGUAUCCUCAAAGACUCGUCGACUGCUUCCAGCACAUGCCUCGCAUCGAACACGACACGAGCCUCAUAUCAAGGGGGCAUUUGAGCAUCGCAAGCAGUCAAAAUCGCAAUCAAACUCACAAUUCAUCGGCGCCGGACUUUCGGCGGGAGCGAGGGGCUUCACACCGUGCGCGCCAAGAAAGCGCAAACAUGCCGAUGAUCGUGCACAGCUGCUGGAAGCCACGAUUUUUGCUUUCCUGCGGGACCAUUCUAGAACCAGUUGAGAAGCUGCACGGAGACACCGAGCUUCUGGCAGCAGUUGUAGAUCAGCGUGGCCAUGCUCCGUCACGCGGCCGAGCAGACUGUUUGAGCUUUGCUUUGUUCCUCCUUCUCGUGCUCGGCAACUCGGCGCUACGUCUGAUCGCGUCGGCGAUCACACCGAGCUAGCGCGAGAGGUUCUCUCAUGCUACACACAUGCUAUGAAAGACCGUUGAAAGACAACACGACGGCGCGAGCUGAGAAACCGGGCGAGAAACUGGACAGCGAUCAUCAAUCGCAGUCUGCUUUUGGCGUACAUUUGGUGUGGUGUCGGGUCAGCAGCGGCCAUCGUGGCUGUUUUGCGAGUGGGCGGCAAGUGGCCCCGCCAAGCCCAGCAGGCACUUUCUUCGAUGCUCCGAAGCUUAAUUACUAUUCAAGCUUGUGUAUUCUUGAUUUGAUGCAUGCAAAUCCUCUUCGCAGGAAAUCUCGCAGCGUGGGCGAGGUGACCCGUGCAUCGGAUCAGAAACAAAUGCAGGUCCUUCGGACAUUCGGCGCAUUCCCCUCCCGCUCGCGUAUAAGCCACUGCAGCGCUUGCAGUAUAUAGGAGUCGCGCCGCCGCCUGUUCCUCAAGUCGCGAGUAGCUGCUGAUCCGUUUGCGGCUCCACUUUUCCCAAAGCGAUCUCGCGUCGAGGGGGUGUUGAAACAAUCAUACCGUACUCCGUUCCUGAGUCUCGCCACAGCCGGGAUUCGGCGUAUAUAACAAAAACAACCUCCGCUGUCGCGGCGAAAAUUUCCAUGGACACCACGGACAUUGACAUUUUAGGCAUCAAUGGGCCGAGGGCACGAUGAGAGCGCCACGAGCUACUUUUGGGGCACAAUCAGGUUUCGCGAAUAGAUCCCUUGCAUCGCUUCUGCAAUGAAGGUAUCAUGCUUCAGAUGUAAUGAUAACGUGCUAAGUCACGAACCAAUGGCUUCCACUCGAAGUCAGCUGCACUGGUAUCGUUUUGCACUUCACCUAAAAUGAGCCGGCCAGAGGUAAGCUAGCCGUCGCAAGUGUGAGACUCUACACGUCCAUCGGUCAUGGCGUGUGCAGUGAAGCCUUCAAGCUGACAUCAUUUUGACUUGCUGCACUCAUACUCGAGGUUAUCAAAUGCCGCGCUUGUCUGUAUGCUGGAGUGUCACGUCCGAUGGCCGUCCUCCGUCGGUUCAGGAGAUUUCUAAGCUGAGACGCAGACGUCCGAGCUCUUGCAUUGCGGAAUGUUUCCCGCGGCUCAAGCUAAUCAAGACACGUGCGCACGCGGUUUACAAAAUGCGAUGUGUCUAGUGUUCCCCCAAGCAACAUACUGAUGCGGGUCAUCU